Paramuricea clavata is the source of this 5428-nucleotide messenger RNA. The record is from the annotation of a GenBank genome assembly. NCBI's taxonomy places the organism in Eukaryota, Metazoa, Cnidaria, Anthozoa, Malacalcyonacea, Plexauridae.
CGUGAACGUAGCCUAUUUAAGCAACCACACAUGCCGAUUACUCGAUUGUGAUUGGAUGGAGCUAUUGUUAUGGUAAAUAAAAUAUGCCUCAAUUUCUUGUUGUGGAAAAAUCGUUAGCUUUAAAAAGGGGUUGACCUGAGGCGAAUUGCGCCAGACAUACCACACCCUUCAAAGAAGCAAGCAAGAGAACAGCAAGAAUGGUGGAUUUAUCCGAAGGCAAAACUGUCCUUCUACUUUGCUUGAUUUUUCUUGCGGUCCAAACUUCAGGCACUCGACCAGAAGGUAUAUAUAGGUUGGUUGCCCAACCGCUUUGGUAUAAUAAAAAGAAUAAAAUCAUAAAACACUGCCAUCGGUAUACAUAUCGCUUAUGCAGUGAUCAACUAUUUUAUUCGAAUAUAUAUCUUGUAUAAUCUUGAAUCUAAUGGCAAUUGUGGUGUAUGUAGGUGAACGUAUCUAAGAUGGUGAUCUCUGAGUGUGCUCACAUCGGGCGAGCUGCAAAGUGUGCGGCUUGACCACGGUGGGAAUCGAUCCCACGACCUUUGGCUUGCCAGUCCAAUGCUUUACCAACUGAGCUACGGGGUCAAGUCGAUUCGAGUGCGUGAUAUUUCAGAACUUGGUCAAUAGUUCCUUCGAUAUCUGUAUACAUAUAUUUUUUAUAUAUUUGAUGAUUGACUUAACUAUAAUGUCUGUGAUGUUCUAACUCAGUUGGUAGAGCAUUGGACUAGCAAACCAAAGGUCUCGAGUUCGAUUCCAGCUGUGGUCAAGCAAUUUCUUCACUAUACGUAUAUUAACUGGCAAAAGUACAUUAUUUUUACAUUAACGUUUAGAAUGUUCAUAUCGCUUAUAAUCAUCUUUAUGGGCCCUAAUAAAUUCAAAGCACGUAGUGAUUAUUCGUUUUAUGCAUCGUGUAUUUGUGUAUGCAUUUGUGCUAAGGAGAUUUUUUUUAUGUUAGGUAACACGCGCUCAAAACUAUAAUGACUACAAUAUACCUGCAUUCACUUGGGGGUUAUGAUCAUACAUUCAAAAAUUUUUUUUCGAAUGUUUCUCAAUCGGCAAACAAACGUAAAAAGUAUAUUUCGUGCUUUAUCUGCAAAAAUAAUGCUAAAAAGAAGAGAUUUUAGAUCGUACGCCAAAGAGAAAAUAAUGUCUGAAGUUCAGUAAGUUUUGCUAAAAUUGCUACUUGUAAAUAUGCAUGGCGUCACUCUAGAAGCAUUCAUUGAUAAUAUUUUAAACUCUCUGCUUUUAAACUUAACUAUAGAACGAGAGGACUUAUUCGAAGGAGAUUUGAACAUCCCAGCACUAGCAGAAGCAUCGCGAGACGACGUGGAAUUCGGAAUGGUUCUUGCAGCCAGAAGGUUUGGACGAUGGCCAAAUGGUGUAAUGACUUACGUCAUUUCAUCUGCGAUAGGUCAGUAUGAAAAAAAAUAUUAUCCGGUUGAGUAAUUUUUUUCGCCUUAUAUUGAGAGUAGAUGAAUGGAUGUCACAGUAUUAGUUUGGUACCACCCUCGGGUAUAAAAAUAAUAUAUGGCCCUCGAUCAAAACUACAUUUUCUAUUAUUACUAAUUUCCAAACCAUGUCUAAUACAGGUUCAUCCAACAGACAAAAAAUUUUUGCUGCAAUGGCGGAAUGGAGAGCUAAGACGUGCCUCAAAUUUGUACAACGAACAAGCCAAAAAGACUACGUAGAAUUUACCAAACAAAACAGUGGGUAGGUUUAGACAGCAUUUUUACUUCAUGUAAAACGAUCUGGCAAUACUGCCAAAAACGACUGCAAGACUAUACCGGUGUUUUCAUCCUGAUUUGUUUCAGAUGUUGGUCAAACGGUAUUGGACGUAAUGGCCAUGGGAAACAACAGAUCAAUUUGGCCAACGGUUGUUGGGGACAUGGCACCAUUAUACACGAAAUUGGUAAGGCAUUGUUACAGGGUGGGGGAUAUACUACCCAAACCGGAUGUCAUGCUAUAUUUUAACAGAGAAAAAAUUGUUUCAGUGCACUGAGAAUCUUAAUACUAUUGGGACUAAAACAUAAAACUAAUCAAUGGUCUGAUCCCAAGAUAAAUACUGAUGCCAAGAAAGGGCACCACUUGGGGGGAGGGGGGCACUAUAUCAAGGGGAUCCAUGCUACGCCAGAAAAUUUUCCAGAAAAUUCAUGCUACGCCAGAAAUUGAUCAUGCAGGUUUCUCGGUUUGGCUAAAAACGCAUUUGCCAUACAACAUUUGUUACAUCAUUCUAUAGUCUAUACAUUUAUAUAAAGUAUUUUUGUUAAUUAUUCCAGGUCAUGCUCUGGGAUUUUGGCAUGAACAGAGUCGACCAGAUCGCGAUAAGUAUAUUUCAAUCAAAACGGAAAAUAUCAGAAAAGGUUUGUAUUAAAUUCUCCACAUAAAAGAUGAACCAGUCGGCCAAUAUUAUUCAGUUUUACAGGUUCACGUUCACAAACAUAAUUGGGUUAGAAUUUCAUGUACGUUUAUACACAACCUCCACAAUAAUUGCUCGUUAGCUGUGUAGCAAAGCGGUCACAUGAGCGAAUAAAAAUCAAGCUAUAUUUUUACAAUUAAAAAUGACCUACCUUUCAUUUGCAGGCAUGGAAGGACAGUUCAGGAAGUAUUCUCAUGGACAGAUUGAUUCUCUGGGCGUGGUCUAUGAUUACGACAGUGUUAUGCACUAUCCACGACGGGCAUUCUCCAAAAAUGGUCGGGACACCAUUGUACCAAAGCAGGCUGGAGCUGUAAGUUUCCAAUAAAAUACGAAUCACGAUGCAAAGAAAUAAAUGUAUUGUUGACACAAUAUGUUAUAGUUAACUAAGACCGAAGUUCUAUAUCUCUCGCUGGCUUAGUAUGCAAUUGAUUGGUUAAUCGGACAUAUGGCACAUAUCUAAUUGGUAAAGUGGUCCCUGAAUGGUAGUGGAAGUGAAAUCUAAACCUCUCUAAUAUUAGUCAUCAGACAGUAUAACAGUCGUUAACCCGGACAAAAUUUUCUGUUGUUAGACAAACGAAUGUUGUCUAUUGUUACUUAAACAGAAUUAAAAUUUCUUUCGCUAUAUAUCGGUAUAGUGAGAAUUAGGAGCAAAAGAAAUAACUUGAGCUAAUCUCCUAAAACAAACUUCUCUUUUCUUUAACUUGUGUCUCUCAACCGAUUGGAAGAGAAACUGUCUCCUCGAAACUUUAACUCGGAACUUUAACUCGGAAGUUCCACACCAUAACAAGCCCCUUUCCUAAAUCAGUUGGGCGUUGCCCCCUGCUAUGUCGACUGUUUCAAACCCCUAUCAAAGGACACCCUCUUUAAUUAAGCGGGCACAUUGGUGAGAUCCGGAAGCUGUUCGCUUAACAGGUGUUCGACUGUACAUGAUCUUUCUACGAAAUAGAUUAGAUUCUCACUGCUUUUUCUUCACUUAAUUUCUAGAAAAUUGGCCAACGUUCUCGACUUAGCGGAAAAGAUGCAUUACAAGCGAACUUGAUGUACAAAUGCCAAUCCACAACCGUAUCCCCACAGAAAACGACCACGCCUUCACAGAAAAAAAACAUGGCACCCGAAGGUAGGUGGGUUUAGGUGGAUUUGGAGUCGUAACAUUUAUAUGACUUUUUACAGGGGGAAGCUGUUAAGAUUUUUCUCACUUUGAAAAGUAAUAAUUUUAAAAUGUGUAUCUUCGAUGCACAAUUGAUCUUCAGUAAUGUCCGUUUCUCAAUUUGACCAACUUUGGGAAACGAACAUGGCUACAAAACAGUGUUUCCUGUUUGCCUACCUUCGGGAAACAUGGCUAGGAACUAGGAAGCAAUGUUUUUGCAGGAAUAUUUCCGAUUUUAUCACCUUCCAUGUAAGAUGACUAUGUAAAUCUGAUCCAAACUCUUUUCAUUACCCAUAUAGGCUACAUUAUCCAUCUCCAAUCGGAAAAGUGUUUUUACCCGCUCGGCGGUAAAGUCCCCGGGGAAAACCACCCAAUAGUGCUAUCCAAAUGCCACAAACAGACCGGCCGUUUCAGAAUGUACGAGAAUGGUAUCAUUCAACAUGUAUUAAGCGGCAUGUGCGUACAUCCGACUGGAGAUUGUUCACCCCCGGAAGAUAAUACCGAGCUGGUUUUGUCCAAGUCGUGCGAUAGCCCUACAAGAAAAUUUGUGAUCAACCUGGAUGGGUUAUUAAUACACAGCAGUAAAACGUGUGCACGACCAGCAUAUGAAUCCGUAAAAGACGACACAAGAGUUGUGAUUCACCGAUACUGCACUGCUUCCAAAUUUGCUUUUGCAUUUGCUGGUAAGUAUACUGUAUUACACACGUAAAAACGCACAAGUUGUAACAAACCUGCAGCAGACUUGUUCCAACAACUUGUCAACAGGAUGUGUUCCCAGCUUGUUGACUUGUUGUUCAUAACUUACUGCAUAACUAACUAACUCAUAACUAACUGCUUGUUGAGCUAAACAGACUUGUUAUAAGUUCCUACAACAACUUUUUAUCGUCCUGCACUGAUUCAACAAUUUGUCAACAAGUUGUAAGUGACAACCUUGUAGCAACUUGAUAAAAUAACAGCAUUACUACAAGGUUGUUAUCUGUUGCGAACACAUCUUGAUCUUGUUGACAAGUUGUGAGAUUUUUACGUGUGUAUCUUAGAUGAUCCUGUAAAGAAUUCAUUUUUCUGUUGGUCAAAUUUCUUUCGAUAACUUCUCGUAAGGAAUUUAUGGCGAAAGUUAUAUAAACGUUUCCGUAAAAGGACACAUUUAAAAAUGAAUAAGCUUGACUCUUGCCGGCUCGACGGUUUUCUUAACAUUUACAAGUAAAAUAGUUGGGCAAAAUGAAAUUCAAUAUCGUUCCUCUAUGAUAAUACUUCAGUAAAAACUAAAUUAUAAACUCUUUUCCAUGCGACGACUUUACCGUUGAAAAGGAUUUAAUAAGAGGAACACGCCAAAAAGAUUUUAGGUUUUGAAAAAUUUUCAUAGCCAAUACGAGACAUUGAAAAAAAAAGAAUCCUAAGAGUCGAAGAGAUAGUUAACUACUUAUUACGUAAAAUCGUUUGGUGUGAAAAGGAAUCGUAUAUUAAUAUCGUCCUAUUGUAUAUAUAGCUUUACCACGAACUAACGGAAACAAUCUUGCACUUGGAAAGUCUGCCCGGCAAAUUUCAACAUACGAAAAGGGAGUCGCGUCGAAGGCUGUGGAUGGCGUACGAAAUGGAGACUAUAAUGAUGGAUUCUGUUCACACACAUUGUUCUCAAAGAAACCUUGGUGGAGAUUAGACCUCGGUGAACAGGUCAGUUUCAACUAGGGGCGAAUUUACCGUGGGAGUGCAGGAGGGGGGGGGGUGCGCACCCCACCUAGUGUCUAUAGCUCUCCUCCUAAAGAAGUCCAGCACCACCCUAAAACAAUCUGCUUGACCAUACAUUUUCUGCUUUUCGAAUAGCCAUUAGCGGAACGUCUACUGUUAGCACGUGUUGAUUUCUUGAAACG